AUGGGUGAUGGAUUGCUUAGAGCUGACAGACAAGUUCUUCUUGAGUUAAAAAAUGGUCUUAAUGACCCCGAAAAGCAACUUUCAUCGUGGGAGGGAAGCAACUGUUGUGAAUGGCCGGGAAUAAGCUGUGAUAAUAGUAGUGGAGCUGUUAUUGCAGUUGAUCUUCAUAAUCCAUAUUCGUCUAGCAGGUAUGUAUUCUUGAACCUCAGUGGGGAAAUUACACCUUCAUUGACAAAACUGGAGUCCUUGAAACAUUUGGACUUGAGUUUUAACACAUUCAAUGGCACCAUAACUGGAUUUUUUGGAUACUUGAAAAAUUUGCAAUAUUUAAACCUCUCACAUUCUGGGUUUAGUGGCGCAGUUCCUCAAAAAUUAGGAAACCUGUCUAGCUUGCAGUAUCUUGAUGUGGAGUCUUUGAGUUUACAAGUUCAUAAUCUUGAAUGGGUAACAGGUCUUGUCUCCCUGAAGCAUCUUGUGGUGAACAAAGUUAAUCUUUCAAUUGUAGGAUUAGACUGAUUUAGGACACUAAACAAGCUCCCAACAUUAACUGAGUUGCAUCUAUCUUCCUGUAACUUAUCAGGUCCGAUUCCUCCUCUUACCUUUGUAAACUUAACUUCACUUGUUCAUCUUGAUCUUAGUUCAAACCACAUGUAUUAAAAAAUACCUUAUUGGUUUGUCAACAUUACCAGCCUUGUAACUUUAAAAAUGUCUGCCAACAAGUUGUUUGGAAGAAUCCCACUUGGGUUUAGUGAUCUGCCAAAUUUGCUUUUUUAUCUUGACAAAAAUUACAAUCUUACAGCAAGUUGCUAUCAAUUUUUUAGGGGAAGAUGGGAGAAGCUGCAUGUUCUCUAUUUAAGUUUCAAUAAACUACACAGAGAACUUCCUGCUUCAAUAGGAAACAUGACAUUUCUUACUCACUUAAAUCUUUUUGCCAAUAAUGUUAAGGGUGGGAUUCCAUGCUUUAUUGAACUUUGCAACCUGGUCUAUUUAGAUAUUGGAAGAAACAACUUGAUUGGAACUUUGCCCGAGUUCCUUGAAGGAACAGAAAGUUUCCUUUCUAGGAGGCCCCUCCCUAGUCUGCAAGAGUUGGUAUUGUCAAACAAUCACUUGGUAGGUAAAUUGCCAGAAUGGCUAGGUCAGCUCGAGAAUCUCGUUCGUCUUGAAUUGUCCAAUAACUCUCUAUAUGGUCCCAUCCCAGAAUCUUUAGGAUUACUUCAAAAUGUUUCUCAUCUGUGGCUACGAACCAAUGAGCUCAAUGGAACCCUACCAGAAAGUUUGGGACAACUUUCUAAGUUGUUAUUUUUGGAUGUUUCAUCCAAUCAUUUGGCGGGUAUGAUUAGUGAAACACAUUUUUUAAAUCAAGAUAGGUUGAUUUUUCUACAAUUGUCUUCAAACUCUUUUACCUUUAAUGUCAGUUCCAUUUGGGCUUCCCCAUUCCAAGUCUUGUAUCUUUAUAUGGGUUCAUGCAAUUUGGGUCCUUCAUUUCCUGCUUGGCUAAGUCAAAAAGAACUCAUAGAUCUGGAUAUCCCAAAUACUAGCAUUUCUGGCUCCAUUCCUUUCUGGUUUUGGGAACUUUCCUCUGCCAUAUCAUCAUUGAAUGUUUCCUAUAAUCAACUAGAAGAGCUACCGAAUCCAUUAAAAUUAAGUCAACGUGCAGUGGUUUCUUUUAGCUCCAACCUCUUCCAUGGGUCCAUUCCUAUUCCAAAUGGCAGCAUUGAGUUACUUGAUCUAUCCAAAAAUAAAUUUUCUGGUAACAUUCCGAAUAACAUAAGUGGUUCCUUGCUUUUCCUCUCCAUUUCCGACAACCACAUAAGUGGAGAAAUCCCAGCUUCUAUUGGUAACAAUCCUAAUCUUGAAGUCCUUGAUCUUUCCAACAACAGCUUAACAGGAAUUAUACCAUUAAGCAUUGCAAAUUGUUCUUUCCUGAAGUUAUUAGACCUUAGCAAAAACAAUUUAUCUGGGAAUAUUCCUGCCUCCUUGGGUCAACUAAGUAUGCUUCAAACCUUGCACCUAAGUCACAACAAAUUCUCAGAGCUUCCAGCAGUGUUAUCGAGUAUAAGUUCAUUACAAGUCCUGGACCUAGCAGAUAAUCAGUUGAAUGGCAGCAUUCCUGCUAGCUUUGGAGAUUUCAAAGCUAUGUCACAAGUCCAAAACAUUCAACAUUAAUUCUAUGGGAAGUACAUGGGCACAUAUUAUGAAGAAAACUAUGUUCUGAUAAUGAAAGACCAGUCUCUGAUGUUUAGUAAGUGUCUCUCCCUUGUAGCCUUAGAUGUCUCAGAAAACAAUUUGAGUGGUGAUCUCCCAGGAGAGUUAACAAGACUGUUGGGCUUGGUGUCUCUGAACUUGUCCAGAAACCAUAUACGUGGACAUAUUCCCGAGAAUUCCAACUUGAAGGAAUUGUCAUCACUUGAUCUCUCAAAUAAUCGGUUCUCUGGUGCAAUUCCUGAAAGCUUGAAAUCACUCUCAUUUUUGGGGUAUCUGAAUUUGUCACACAAUGACUUGUCUGGUAAGAUUCCAUAUAAAGAUCACAUGACAACUUUUGAAGCGUCCUCUUAUGGUGGAAACCAAAGCCUUUGUGGUGCUCCACUUGCUGUAAAAUGUCCUGGUGAUGAAGAUGAUGAUGAUGAUCCUGAUAAUGGAUUGGUUAUUCCCAAGGAUAAUACUAAUGGUGACAGCUUCAUUCACAAAUGGUUUUACUUGAGUACUGGAUUGGGAUUUGCUGCUGGAAUUCUAGUUCCUUAUCUAGUAAUGGCAACGAUAAAAUCUUGGGGUGAUGCCUAUUAUACUUUUGUGGAUGUGGCUGUUGAAAGGAUACUAUUCAUAUGGUUGAAAUAUAGAACCAUACUGCAGAGGAAUAGAGGGCGUCAUUAG
Ziziphus jujuba (common jujube) is the source of this 2871-nucleotide messenger RNA. Its product is annotated as receptor-like protein EIX2. The record is from RefSeq and is a predicted model, not a curated record. Gene Ontology annotation, molecular function: protein binding. Lineage: Eukaryota; Viridiplantae; Streptophyta; Magnoliopsida; Rosales; Rhamnaceae.